GAGCCCUUUACUCAGCCAAAAACAGUACGGGACAUGGAUGAUUGCUCAGUGUGGUUUUAAGGUUUGCCCGAAUGCCAUCAGGACGGGAACGAAUUGACGUGGAAGGGGGAAAAUUGGUUUGAAUCAUGUCUACUCUAAAGGACGAUGAAGAAUAUAUUUUUGACCAUCGCAUGGGUAUGCGAUUGAGAAAACCCAAAGUUCCAGUGGAAACGUCUAAAGGCGACAUUCCGAAAGCCAAAGAGCUAAAGGAUGGAAUUCGUCAAAAGGUGAUCAGCAGCGUGAGUGCCAAGAAAAUCUUCGAAGACUAUGAUUGUAAUCGCAUCGAGGAAAAGAUCCAAGAUCUUUUUGAUCAAGUGGAGACGGGUGAAUUCCGUCGUAGCACUAUCGAAAAGACACCUCUCCGAACAAGACUCAUCUUUGGAGAGGGGUUCAUGUACGGUCAUCAAUUAAACAAUCCUGGUGCCAGGAAUGCCAAGCUCUAUCCCAAAGAUGAAGUGGACCCCAUUCCCGCGUGGAUGAUGGAUUCGAUAGUGCGACCCAUUGUUCAAGUGGGGAUCAUUCCGAAAGAUUUCGUGAACUCGGUCGUGAUUACAGAAUAUUUGCCAGGAGCAUGCUUGACUUCACAUAUAGAGCCUUCGCAUAUUUUUGACAGGCCCAUAAUCACGACAUCGUUUGUGAGUAAUACAGAAAUUAGUUUUGGGUGCAAGUUCACUUACGAAGAGCCAUCGAAGGCCAGUGAACCCGUGGCCACGGUCCCUGUCGUUCGUGGAAGCGUUCUGGGCAUUGGUGGGUAUGCGGCCAAUCAAAUCUCGCAUUGCAUUCGCAAAACCCAGGCGGACGCCCGACGGGUUGUCAUCGUCCUCAAAAGCGUCUUGCCAAACGCUCCCAGACUCACCUACGAAGAAUUGGAUAAGAUUCGAGACGCACAAGGUGAUUCGUCAGACACGGCCUUGAGUUGUCCAGAAGACACGCCCGUUCGAGACGAACCAAAGACUCAGUCUCGUUCCAAGGCUCGAGGUCGAUCUCGAUCCCGGUCUCGGUCUCGAUCUCGGUCUCGAUCUCGGUCUCGAUCCCGGUCUCGAUCCCGGUCUCGAUCUAGGUCCUUUGACUCAUCUGCAUCUCAAUCGUCGUAUUCGGAUUCAUCAACGAACUCUUUUGGUAACCGAUACGGAUAUCGACGACCAAGAUCACGAACGCCCCGAAGGUCAUCUUACUCAAGAUCCUAUCGAAGAAGUCGUUCUUGGUCACGAUCCAGACGAGGAUCACUUCGAUACACCUCGUCCAGCUUAUCUUCCAGGUCCAGAUCACGAUCAAGGUCAAGAUCCAGAUCAAAGUCCAGAUCUAGAUCAAAAUCUAGAUCCAGAUCCAGAUCCAGAGGAUCCUAUCGAAGAUCUCGACGUUCGCGUUCUAGCUCGUCUUCGUCGUCGCGUGAGAGGCAUCAAAGGAAAUCAAGCCCAAGCAACCAUUAUCGGACGAAUAAAACCUUUGGUCGAAAAACCAAUCCAUAUCAACCUCGCCCCGGUCAAAGAAAGCUCAAUGGCAGAAGAAACCUGGUUGAAAAGCCCCCAGCAUCACCGGGUGAUGGGUCCUCUUCAUCGGCAGAAAUCAUAGAGGAAAUAUUUCCCACCAAGUAUAAGCCUCUCACAAAACCGUUGGAAGAUCGCGAAACAAUCAUUAAUAGGGCAUUGAAAACGCUCGCCAAAAAUGAAAGAUAUUUGCUCAAGAAAAAUAAGGCUAAGACGCCGCCCCAAAGCUCGAUUCACGUCAAGAAUAUGGUGGAGCAUAAAAUCAAAAUUAGCUUGCAGCGAAAUCAAAAACCCGAGCCGGAUUCCAGUAGUAGCUUUACGGGGAGCGAUCUCUUAACUCCCAAGCCACUGACCUUGAAGGAAAGACUCAUGGCCUUUGAAGAAAAAGAGCAGCUUUGUAGCAAGGCCAUCUCCACCACCAAACCCGAGGCAAUAAGCCCAAGCCCCAAACUUGAGACCAAAUCUCCAGUUCUUCAACCUGAGACUACCUGUUCCUCUCCUCCCCAUGCGAUAAAAAGUCCUUCACCAAUGAUUGAGACCACUUGUCCAAGUCCUCCAACGGAGCCCACGUGUCCCAGUCCCCAAGUUGCGCCCCGAACUUCCAGCCCACAAGCUGAGGAAUUGCCCAAUGUGCUACAAGCCAGCAGUGACGAUCAGGAGUGCCCUUCUCCUCCAGAGAGCCCGGACCUUUACCAGAUAGCUUUAUGCUCCAUAACCAGAGAGCCGGAAUCUCGCGUCCCAACUCCCGGAACUCCAAGUUUUGACAUUUAUCGAACCGACGAUGACGAGGACUACGGGGACGAGGAAGAAGAAGAGGAAGAAGAACCCCAGCCCAUGCCACCUGAAAAUCAAAACCUCCCGCCUCUGGAAGAGGAAGAAGAUCGGUUGCCCCUCAUUCUACCAAACGACACGGACGACUCCACGCCCCUAAUCGCCGCCUUGGCCGAUUCCUACAAAAUCAAUACCAUGAAGAUCAUGAGGCGGAUUGAGAACUCGAACCGAACUGGCGAAAGCGACGACAACUCCCGCGAUCAGUUGCACAAACGGCUGAAUCUGGUGGAUCUUAAGCAAGAACCGCAACCCACUGAGAACACAGUAAUGGAUCAAUGCCUCACUGAUGAGGAAGACUCCAAAGAAAUGGUUCAAUCCCAAAUUAAGAGAAUGCAGAAAUCGCAUGAAAAGCCUGUCGAGACCGAGGAUGAUAUUGAAAAGAUUCUACGGGAAUACAAGCUUGAUUUGGAGUAUGAGAAGAUCUUAAGUGAGAUUCACGAGUUGAAACAAAAGUUGAAACAACAAAAAGCGCGGGCAAGAGCCAUUCGGAUUAAGCGCUACAGUGUUGCCAAUGGACAUUUGCCGACAAAAAAUCAGAAAUCGAGAUUGGACUCGUCAGCCUUCAUACAACGUAAAGGAAAACGGUCCAAGCGGAAGGAAAAAGAGGCUCGUCUAAGGGCUAAAUUAAAGUCACGAUUACGUCGUGAAGUCACUAAAAUAAGACCCUUGGAUGAACGUGAUUCUAGUGAGGCAGAAUUGGAGGUCAGGCGCUCGAGCAAGAUAUCUAAAAAGCAAGGGCUCAAAAUGAAGUACGGCACAUCCGAUGGGACCACUUCAGAAUCCGAUGAUUUCAACGACGACAUUACCCUUACCGGCCGACGAUCGAAAAGGAUGAAAUUGCAUCGCUUUAAUUUUGAGCCUUCAAAUAGUGAAGAUGAUAAUAUUUUUGAGUCCUGCUCAGAAGCUCAAGAUAAGAAAUCGGUGCCGAAUGUCACCGAUUCCUCUACCCGAUUAGUUCGCAUAAAGGAAGAAGUACCCGACGAAGUACCCUGUGUAGACGUGGAAUGAUAUCUUUCUAUAUAUGGUUUGUACACAAUGUGAUCAAAAUAGAGUAUCUUUAAAUAUCAAAACCAGAGCGAUCUUGUUGCAGUAAAUAAGUAUCCCCGCUUACUGAUCAUGUCCAUUUUUUACAAUACAUUGCUUUGUUCUCAAUGCCAGGUGUAUGUCAUACAAAUUGCAAACUUAUCUACUGGAAAUAAAGAUACCGUCACCCUUGGCCUUACAAGUGGCCUUCGAUGUUUGGUUACCUCCUUUCUCCACUUCCUUGGUCUUCCUCUGUGUUAGGCAUGUUAGCUGUUCCAGGUCACGAGGUCUCGACAGGGCCUUUUUUCAAGUAAGCUGCUUCGUCUGUUUGGUCCUCUCCGCCAAAGAGGACGACCAUGAACGGGCCUAUCUCUCCCAAAGGAUUGCUGGAACGUCAGUCACGACCAAUUUCCAAUUGACGACUGCCAAUCUUUUUCUUGUUCAAAAAUGGCUCUGCAGGAAUGAUGGGCGAAGAAAGAUCAGUCUUCUGCUCAAAACCAGCCAUUAGGUUGUUUCCACAAACCACUAGCUUUAAGGAUCUUUAUUCUAUCACAUAAAAAUACUCGGGAUGUGUAUUGAAGAAAACCACGUAGUUAGGCUUCACAAUUGCUUGCAUAAUUCAAUUUCAUGUCUUACAACCCUUCUUCCAGUUCACGACCUUUGCUAACCGCUCACAAUUUUUGCACAAUUCAUGCCCCUAGAAAUAUUUCAAGUGGGGCAUGUCACCAUCUAGGAGAGUAGAAAUGAAAUGUUCAUUGAACCCCUUUUAUCACUGAAUGAUACGGAACAGCCAUGCCAACUAAUGUCAAUGCAAUAAGGAUUUAAUUUGAAAUAAAUGCCAUUUUCGGUUUAAGUCAUGUU
Tigriopus californicus is the source of this 4241-nucleotide messenger RNA. Its product is annotated as serine/arginine repetitive matrix protein 1-like. The record is from RefSeq and is a predicted model, not a curated record. NCBI's taxonomy places the organism in Eukaryota, Metazoa, Arthropoda, Copepoda, Harpacticoida, Harpacticidae. Gene Ontology annotation, biological process: mRNA export from nucleus; mRNA processing. Bases 126 to 3365 code for a protein of 1079 amino acids. The transcript is spliced from 7 exons. Gene Ontology annotation, cellular component: nucleus. Gene Ontology annotation, molecular function: oxidative RNA demethylase activity.